UCCUCUCCCUCCCUCCUGGCGGCGCCUUCCCAGGCUCCUCUCCGGGUAAACAGCGAUGGCCGCAGACGAAGGAGGCGGAGAACAGGAUAACAACAUGGGGAACCACUUGCAGCUCAUUCCUGCAGAGAGUGAGGAAGAAGAUGACGUUGACAUGGAAGUUGAAGAUCAAGACAGCAAGGAGACUGAAAAGCCAAACAUCAUUAAUUUUGAUACUAGCCUGCCAACUUCACAUGUGUAUUUAGGAUCUGAUAUGGAAGAGUUUCAUGGAAGGACUGUCCAUGAUGAUGACAGUUGUCAGACUAUUCCAGUCUUGCCCCAUCUGAUGGUAAUGUUGAUUCCUGGGCAAACACUGCCUCUUCAGCUCUUUAGCCCCCAAGAGGUUAGCAUGGUGCGGAAUUUAAUACAGAAAGACAGAACCUUUGCUGUUCUUGCAUACAGCAAUGUACUUGAAAGAGAAGCACAUUUUGGAACGACAGCAGAAAUUUAUGCCUAUCGAGAAGCACAAGAGUAUGGAAUUGAAACAGUCAAAGUAAAAGCAGUGGGAAGGCAAAGGUUUAAGGUUCUUGAAAUAAGGACUCAAUCAGAUGGAAUACAGCAGGCAAAGGUGCAAAUCCUCCCUGAGCGAGUUCUGCCUUCAACUAUGUCAGCAGUGCAGCUGGAGUCCUGCAGCAGAUGCCACUUAUUUCCUUCUUCCAAGCCUGCAGCAUGGCAGGAUCAACAUAUACAUCAAUGGCGGCAGAAAUAUCAAAAGCGCAAAUUUCACUGUGCUAGUCUGACUUCCUGGCCGUCUUGGUUGUAUUCCUUAUAUGAUGCUGAAACCUUGAUGGAAAGAGUCAAGCAGCAGCUGCAUGAGUGGGAUGAGAAUCUUAAAGACGAAUCGCUUCCAACAAAUCCAAUAGAUUUUUCAUACAGAGUUGCCGCUUGUCUGCCCAUUGAUGAUGCGCUGCGAAUUCAGCUGCUUAAAAUUGGUAGUGCUGUCCAGCGACUGCGAUGUGAACUAGAUAUAAUGAACAAAUGUACGUCUCUCUGCUGUAAGCAUUGUCAAGACACAGAAAUAACUACUAAAAAUGAAAUAUUCAGUUUAUCUCUUGGUGGGCCUAUGGCUGCAUAUGUGAAUCCUCAUGGAUUUGUGCAUGAGACGCUUACUGUGUACAAAGCUUGCAACUUGAAUCUGACUGGCAGAUCUUCCACAGAGCACAGCUGGUUUCCUGGGUAUGCAUGGACUAUAGCCGAGUGCAGAAUCUGUGGAAGCCACAUAGGCUGGAAGUUUACUUCAACAAAAAAGGAUAUGUCACCUCAAAAGUUCUGGGGAUUGACCCGUUCUGCCCUGCUGCCAAGGAUUCCAGAAACAGAGGAUGGAUCUGGUAAAAGAUCACUAUUGCUUUGCCUGUGAUCAGAUAACCUUACCUUGGAUGAAUUAGCAGUCAGUGUCUUCUUUAAAAAAAAAAAAAAUCUGCAAAGUGCUGCAUCUUAUGUCUGAUUAUCUAAAAGGAUCUGUUCACCUGAGCUUCGUGCAGAUAAAAGAACUGUUGCUUCCAAAGGCCCUGAAAAAAAAUGACAUUUUAAUAUUUAGACUUCUGGAGGAAGAAGUACCAAAUGUGCGACGGAGAUGAGAAAAAAAGCAGUCCCCCCCCCCCCAAAUUGUUUCAUAAACACUGAAACAGACAGCUCAGACUUAGAUUUGCCCUGUAAUAAUGCAAGAAGACUCAUACUAUCGGUGGGAAGCUAAAACUGUUGAGGUGGAAUGAAGACUGAGUGUAACUCAACUUGUGGAUAAUGAACAGGUAUAAGGUAUUGCCUGCCCACUGUUAUAUUUGCCUGUAGAAUGUUGUGAAUUUAUAAGAAGCCCUGUGUUUUUUUUUAACUGUGUGAAAUAAGCUUACAGGUAUUAGUGUUUGCUUGAAUAAGCCUUAAAAGAGGACAAGGCCUAAACCUCCUAUAGGGGUUCAUGUGAUGACAGUAGGUCUCUCAUCACAAAGUGUUUGCUGGCAGAAGCCUUCUGCUAAAAGGACUAUUAUAUGCAAUUCCUUUGUUGAAAAAAAAAUCCCUAUAGAAUUGUUUUGUUGCAUCACCUUUAGCUGAUUUUGCUCCAUCUGGCAUGUUCUGACUGAUUUAUAUUUUUUUAAAAUGAAAACAUAAGUUAUUCAUGAAAAUGUUUAGGGCUGCGAUAAAGUGUAAUUUUCUUCGUUAAUAUCUUCAGUACCUUUCCGUCUACCAUAUUGCGAUUCUGUACCUUUUUUUACAUGUUUAAGAUUCUGUGGGGUCCUUGGCAGUGCGGUUGCUCAUAUGCCGUUUUUUUGGCAUUGGUAAGUUGGCAGCCAUCUGUCAAAAGUUUGAAAGGGUCUAAUUCAAUUAUAACAUGCUCUCUAGAACAGGAACUAAUGCUUCCCAUUUGAGCAAGUUGGUUUUUAGGAGACAUGUAUGGGGUAUUGAAAUGGGGGCUAAAAACAGCAAAAAGGUGUGUGUGUGUGUGUGUUUUGCCUUGUUUUCUUAGAAUGCACUUUGGCAAGCAAAGUCUGCAGAUGGCAGACUUACUUUACAUAUAUUGGUAUUCCCCACCCCUGCCCCGAGACCAUUUUUGUCACUGCACUUCUUCAGAAUAUAUUGUUAGAGAUACUAUUAAGUGUGGCUAGGUAUCUUGUUGAAGUAACAGCAUUGCUGAUUUUAUAAGAACCAAUGCAUUUAUCUGUGGAGGGAGAUAACGGCUUU
Lacerta agilis (Sand lizard) is the source of this 2709-nucleotide messenger RNA. It is a transcript of the gene CRBN, whose product is annotated as cereblon. The record is from RefSeq and is a predicted model, not a curated record. Lineage: Eukaryota; Metazoa; Chordata; Lepidosauria; Squamata; Lacertidae. Bases 56 to 1393 code for a protein of 445 amino acids. Gene Ontology annotation, biological process: protein ubiquitination. Gene Ontology annotation, cellular component: Cul4A-RING E3 ubiquitin ligase complex. The transcript has 11 exons.